This is a messenger RNA of Aspergillus alliaceus, 1511 nucleotides long. Its product is annotated as NmrA/HSCARG family protein. NCBI's taxonomy places the organism in Eukaryota, Fungi, Ascomycota, Eurotiomycetes, Eurotiales, Aspergillaceae. The coding region runs from base 1 to 1050 and encodes 349 amino acids. The transcript is spliced from 3 exons. The record is from RefSeq and is a predicted model, not a curated record.
AUGAGAGAAGUUCUAGUUAUUGGCGGCACCGGCGCCCAAGGCCUGCCAGUUGUCAAAGCCCUUUCCUCCAGCAAGCAAUUUUCCGUCCGGAUCCUUACUCGAGAUGCAAAGUCUGCUCGGGCGCAAGAAAUUGUGAAGCUGCCCAAUGUGUCCGUGGUUGAAGGCCGACAGGAUAGCCAGGAAGAUUUGCAUAGAGCCUUCAAGGGUGUUUAUGGAGCAUGGGUUAACACCGAUGGUUUCACCCUUGGGGAGAAAAAUGAGCUGUUCUAUGGCUGUCGAGCAUAUGAAAUCGCAAGAUAUCAUGGGGUGCAGCAUUACAUCUAUGCCUGCGCCGACUUCGCCCUUAAGCAUGCUAAAUGGGAUGAGAAUUACCACUGGGGCCAUAAUGACGCCAAGGGCAGAGUGGCAGAAUAUAUUCUGGCCCAGGGGCAGGAUGGAAUGAAAAGCUCCGUGCUUACCACCGGUCCUUACAUGAACAUGCUUUGGGAUGGCAUGUUUGUCCCUACCCAGCAACCUGAUGGGAUAUUUGUCUGGGCUAAUCCGGCAAAAUCCGGCAAAAUACCUCUCAUAGCCCUGGAGGAUAUUGGACAUUAUUCUCUUUGGCUGUUGAACAAUCCCGAGAAGUCCGCAGGGCUAGACCUCAAAGUUGCAACAGAUGAAGUCAGUUUUGCGGACAUAGCCGCCGUUUUCACGGAGGUGACAGGAAAGAAAGGAGUACACAGGUUCGUACCCCUUGAGGAGUACCUACCCAUGGCUGAACCUUUUCCGAACGCCCCCGCGAAUUUUGCUGCCGGUCCAAAUGCUAUCAAAGAUGAAGCAACUAUGUCAUGGCGCCGAAAUUUUUCGGCUUGGUGGAGAUACUGGGGAGAAGGCCUUGCUGAACGCAGAGAUAUGGCUCUUCUGGAUAGAAUCCAUCCGGGUCGCAUCAAGUCUCUGGGUGCAUGGAUGAGAUUGGUGCACUACGAUGGGCAGCCAAGGAAUGUGCUGAAGGGAGUCGAAGAUUUGAAACGAGCGGCAGCGUUAGUGCAGCAGCAGCAACCCUCUGGUUGAGUCUACACUUGAUGCAGCAAAAUCUUGUCUGUGUAGGCAAGCAUUAUUUUUACGCCAGUCUGUGAAGAGUUUGUUCAGUGGAUCUUAAUGCAAGCCGUAAAAACGGUGUGAGGGUAGGUAGAGCUAUUCCAUGAAUAUUGCAGUGUUGAAAGUAAGUUUGCCUUUUAGUUUGCUCUUCUUUUGGACUGGAUAAUGAAGCUUGUUCCGGAUUUGGUUACCUUGUGUAGACAGCCGACUUUCCAAUGCAAAGGAGUUCUUGAGAACAUUUCUUUUGCCACAAACUGAUUUGGCGUCCGGGAAGUAAGGCAUUUUUCUGCGCGCGUAUACUGACUGAAAAUGGUGAUUGUCUUAUGUAUAUGGAGCACAUAACUGAGCCUGUAAUAUCGCGAACCACUAAGUAGUAGAUGAUUUGGGCAAUCAGGUUCAGCUGCGAAGUUAACAUUUUAGGUGUUUGAAAAUCA